This is a messenger RNA of Apis cerana (Asiatic honeybee), 7392 nucleotides long. It is a transcript of the gene Naus, whose product is annotated as cortactin binding protein N-terminal like nausicaa. The record is from RefSeq and is a predicted model, not a curated record. NCBI's taxonomy places the organism in Eukaryota, Metazoa, Arthropoda, Insecta, Hymenoptera, Apidae.
UUGGGCCGAAGCCUUCUUUGCUCAAAUGAAAGUAUUAAUACCGAAGGUUGAAACGGUUUAGCCGCGGAAUACUUUCAUCGAGUACUUUUUAAUACUUUUUCUUGAAAUUAUAAGUCUUUUUAAGAGGAAUUCUUCCUCGAUAUUUCAUUUUUUUCAAAAAUGGCAUCACAGAGUCAAAAUGCUAUGAAUGUAAGUUCAACUAUUUCACCGAUGAAUGGAUCAUCCGGAUCGUCGACGACCAUCUCGGUCUGUACUACGAAGAUGCAAUCUCUUACUUCUUCACAAUCCUAUCAACAACAUUCAUCUCCAUCGUCGUCACCAUCGCCGUCGCCGUCACCGUCACUAAUGCAACAACAGCAUCAGACUCUACAAUCUAAUAAUAUAGAAGCAAUUGAUAAAAAUUCCUCCAAUACAUUAAAACGUAAUCCAAAAAUGGAAUUAAACAAAACUGAUUUAUUAAAACUAUUAGGGCAUCUUGAAGGAGAAUUACAAGCAAGAGAUAUUGUAAUAGCAGUAUUAAAGUCAGAAAAAUUGAAACAUCUGUUAAGUACUCGAUAUCUGAGUGGAACAUCAGAUCCACAUGCUGCACUUGCUCGUGAUGUUGUUCUAGUAGGUGGUAUAAAUGAACAUGAACCAAAUCAAAUAAAUAAACAAGUUGCUACUUUAGAAGCACUUGUAACACAACAAAGAUGUAUGCAGUUUAAAAUGGCCAAAGUUCUUAAAGAAGCAGAACUUAGGCAUAGAGCAGUUAUUAAAGAAUUAGAAGAAGAAAAACGAAAACAUGAACAUGAUACUGCCCAGGGUGAUGAUAUUACAUAUGGAUUGGAAAAAGAAAGAACACGAUUAAAAAAAGAAUUAGAAUUAGAAAAACAAGAAAAAAAAAGACUGGAAUUAGAAUUAAAAAAAGCAAAUGAGACUUUAGAAGAAGAAAAAACUCGACAGAAACAAAUAGUACUUCUUUUACUUGCUGAACGUAAAAAGAUAAUUAUGAAGUAUAUAGAAGAAAGGAAAAGAUCAGAAGAUUUGGCACAGAUAUUAAGUGAAGAAAAAGUUCGAGUAGAUUCUAUGGCUGAAGGACUUGAAGAAGAAAGUAAAAAAUCAUUGCAAAUGGAAGCAGAAUUAGAAAAACAACUUGCACAAUUUGAUAUGGAAAGACAACAAUAUAAGCAAGCUUUAGCAAAGGAAGAAAAAAGAGCUAAAGAUCUCGAAUUAGAAUUAGAUAAACUUAGAAGUGAAAUGGAUAUGUGGAAAGAGUCUCAAACACGAGGUUCUCCAAGAGGAGUGGGUACAACUCCACCACCUCCUCCAGCCAAACCAGCUAAUUUAGUUGCUAUGCCUACUGUUAAACCUGCUAAUGUAACACAGACAAUUAAAGGUACAGUGCUGGGCACUGGGACGCCAAUGGUUAGUAGUAAAGUUGUUCAGCCCACUGCCACGGUAUCUAGUGUUCCUGUCAGCGGUCCAACUACUGGGAUAGCUAGAUCAGUAACUCCUGGACAGGCACUACGCGGGGUCUCGUAUACGUCCAAUAUUACGUCUUCUACUGGUGAAACUGCGACAUCUUCUGAAAAUCAGGCUAUAGACAAACGUGGGGUUGUACCUGCUCCUGUAAAUGCUGGAGGCACGGUAAAACUUAUACCAUCGGCGCAAACUGCAGGAAAGCUUGGUUUUCAUGUCGGCUCUGGUUCGACGAUUCAAACAUCUGGUAUGCUGCCUUCGAAAAAGCCACCAGUAUCUCGCGGCGUUCCUCCUCCAGUGCCACCGAAUAAACCGGUAGUACCACCUAAAAAGGAGGCUGCUUAUAUUAGAAGGACUGAAUCGCAGACAACGCAGGAUGCCGUAAAACUUGGUAAACAAGCUGCGGCGCAUCCUACUAGUGGAUCUCCUGCUCCGCAAAUCCAACAGGCAAUAGGAGCUUUUACUCAAUCCUCCGAUGAAGAGGUUAGUAAUAAAGCUCCUCUGCCUUAUUCAUUUUAUUAAUGCGGAAGGAUAAUUCAACUUUAUUACAAGUGCCAAAAUAUUUUAAGUGUUUCUGUAUUCUUCUUGUUGAAUUCUCUUCUUUUUGUCAAUAAAUUUUUAUCGAGUUUUCAAAAAAGUUAUAUCCAUAAGUUAUUAGAAUUUAUAAACGAAUGUUGCAUUAUGUGUAUUUUUACUUAAAAAGAGCAAUCUUAUAGAUAAUUAAAAUUGAAUGUUUUAUGAUUUAUUAUAUAUACUAAAGAUUAAAAGAUUAAUUUUUUAGUUUUUUCCCUUUAUUUUUCAUUUAACUAUAUUUUUAUAUUAUUUUGUAGAUAUUAAUUCUACAAAUAUAGAAUUUUAUAAGAUUUUAUUAAAAUAAUAUUUUGUAUUCUUAAGAUUUUACGUUCUAAAAUAUUACGUUUAUUAAAUAAUUUUAAAAGAUAAUAAAUUAUUUAAAUUAAAUUAAAGGAUUACUUAAAGGGAUUACUUAAAAAUUUACUUAAAAGAUAAUUUUAAUAAUCUUAUAAAAUAAUUUAUUUUUUUAUGUAACAUUAAUUAAUUUUUAUAUAAGUUAAUUUGUUUUUAAUUUAAAAAUUACGAAAAAUAUAAUAACAAGAAUAUUUUUUUAAAGAUGGUGCUCGAUUAACUUCUUUGAAUACUCGAUGAAUCGAUGUUGUUUCUCUAUUUGGUCUCUCUUACAAGUGAGUACAAUUCAGAACUCGUGAAUAUGAUUUCAGACAAAACCACGUUGAUUUAACGGCGGGUACAAAAAAGAGUAAGCAUUAGUAACGUUUAAGAAAGUCUGAAAGCCGUGUUAACACGGAUAAAACUUGGGGUAUCGUAUUUUGGAACUACGCAACGCGGGAUAACCCAUUAAAACAACGUUUCUGAAUCAACGAAAGAAACGUACGUGCUCGAACUAUUUGUUCAUCGAUUGAUUAUACGUCGCGUACCAUAAGAUACCAUUACCUAUUAUUAUUAAUUCUCGCCGGAUGGAUCUACGGAUCCAUAGCGAUACAUCAUCAUCAACACGAAUCUUGCUUGUAACAUUGUACUAUAGUCGAAAUGAAUCGAAACGGAAUUAUUUGAACUAUUUAAGCUAGAUUCUGUAGAUUCUGUAGUUUAUUAUCCGCGAUCUUUCCGAAUUACAUUAAAAGUCAUUUAGAUAAAAUUAGUAUCGUUGUAACGUGCUAUUCGUAAGAAAGAACGAUACUGUUAACAGUGGACGUGAAUAAUAAAUGUUUAUGCAACAGGGAACUUUAGACCAUGUAAUAUGUUAAUAAAACAAAUACUUUUAGGUAGGGAAAGAUAUGGAAGGGUCAUUUAACGUUAGAUCAUCCAAUUGCAAAAUUACUAUCUAUAUUUUUUCCUUUAUUCUCUGUAAUUUGAUUGAUUGAUUUUGACGAUUUUUUUUUAUAAUCAUAUAUCGAAAAUAAAACAUUUUAGUAUACUAUACAAAUAAAAAUAUUUUUAAUGAGCUUUCUUUAUGAAGUUAACUCUAUUUUUCAUAAUUCUGACGAUAGAUUUUGAUUCAAUCAAACAAUUGAUCGAUUUAACGCGAGAUGACCCAACAGUAUAUGCUAUAAUCACUGCCUUGCCUGACGUAAUUGCAUUGCUAAUAUAUGCCGACAUUAUGUCGGCGAUAAAAAAUAAUUUUGAACAUGUAGCGAAAGGAACAACUAAUAUUUUGCAUCGUAAAAGCUCAUCGAUUUUGUUUGUUGAAACACUCAUUCGAAAAAUUACAAACGAAAAUCAUCUAAUCGUUGUUCUUUUGACAAUAUCUAUAAGCAAAAUAAUAUUAUUCAAAAUUUACGCGAUUAUCAUAUCCACUUGGAAAUCUUUUACUUAGAUAUCAUGACUAUCAUGAUUAUUCAUAAUCGGAAAUCAAAGAAACGUAAAAGCCAAUAAUUUAUUUUCUACACUAUUACUUCUAUAAACAUAAUUAUUAAUUUGAGAAAAAAAUUUUCAAUGAUACAGGCCAGUCGUGCAAAUCAUGUUGAAUAAUAGUAAUAAUCAACGAUUUUUAUCGAUCUACAGUGUUUCGUAAGAUGCCGUUGUGUCAGGUAGAACGAGUAAUAAUUUUUUAUAAUCAAAAGUAAUGUAAAAAUGUUCUUAAUAUUACUUAAUAAGAGGCUCAUCUCCCUAUUUAUUAAACGUGCAAACACGCCAAGUACUUACAUAUACGAUCGUUUGAGAAGUUUUCCUAAGUGAUCGUAGAAAAAUAUUAAGAAUAAUUUUCGGCUUUGAAAAUUCUUUACCCGGCGUGUACGGUACAUCUUACGAAAUUCUUGUACAAAUUUCGUUCCCACAAUGCAGAGUUUAUAACAAGGACAUGAAUAAAAUUAUUCGUUUGUACACAGUUUUCUCUUGUAUAAAUUAUAAAUGGAUGGAAUUAUGUUCUCAUAAAUGUAUGAAAUAAGUAUGUACAUACACACAGGUACACACAUACAAUCUUUUAUUUACUAACUCAUUUAAUCACACGCAUAUACAUACACGCGCGCGCGCGUAGAUAAAGAAAAGAAGAGAUAUCGAAGUUAUUUAGAGAUAUAUUUCAUUUUCAUUUAGCAUAUAUAUAUAUAUAUAUAUAUAUAUAUAUAUAUAUAUUUUACAUGUGACCGUGAUUUUAUAAAACGUGUGAAAAUAUUCAAAGAGCGCGCGCGCAUAUGAAUUGUUUUUAUGCGAGUUUUUUAAAAGAUAUUUGCCUGGUGUCAACCGUUUAGUUUUUAUCUUUUCUUUUUUUUUGAAAAUAUUCCAGUCAAAUCCAUAAAUAUUAUACUGCGUUUCGCAAGUAACACGCGCAAUCUCCCUAGUUUCUUCAUACUUUGGGAAUAUCUUAGAACGAUUUAUUCAAGAUGAAAGAUUUGCGUAAAAAUAGGAAAAAGUCCGUCGAACAAAAUGAAUAUUAAAAAAGCGAAAGGAAUCUUUUUUCGAGUUCGCUCGCUCGAGUUCUUAUUAUUUGCUUGGAAGGAUGUGAAAAAAAAAAAAAAAAAUACGUGUUAUCUUUAUCGUUCGUUCUUUUAGAAAUUCGAUUUGUCUCUUCUCCUUUCGAUAUCAUUGAUAUGAUUGAUAAAUCCUAUCAAUUUUCUUUCGAGAAAAACCUAUUUAACGAGAGAUAGAAUCAACUUGUUAUCGCGAUUAUUCUCGAUUCCAAACUUCUAUGUGAUCUCGACACAAACGAUAUGUGUAUAGUGUACAAAAAGAGAAGAAAACUUUCUUAGUUCACAAGAGGACAAAUAUACAAAACUUGGAAAUUCGCGGAACGAUGAUGUAAUUAAAAAUCACAUGGAGAAAUCGCGAGAAAGACGUGCCGGAGGGUAAUUAAAAAGGAACGAAAGUGAUAGUUUUUUCAUGAUAUGAGGAGGUCAAGAUGCUUUAGAGCGUAGAACGCGUUGCGAAUCUAAGUAAAAAGGAAAAAGCGAGAGAAGAGGGAAAAGAAAAAUAGAAAAGAAGAGAGUGAAUUGAAAAAGGGGGGGAAAAAAGCAUAGGGCAACAACUGGCCGACUACACAAUCGUACACACGUCGUUUGAUCAACAUUGAAACACGCUUACAUAUAUAUACUCACGCACACGCUUGAACUCCAUUCAGGGUAAAAACGUAUCUCAGAAAAGAGAAAGCAUUACAGAUAGGAUCGGGUCACAUAGGAAGAAGAUGACCAAGGAGCGCGCGAGGGUUACAGGAAAAAACGAGCAGAAGGAGACAGAAUGAGGAAGCGGAGGGGGACGGUAAGGGAGAAAAAGGUGAGAGCGGGUGGUUAAGGUGGUUCUCCUGGUGAGGAUGGUAAAAGGUAAGCAGCGCGUAUAGCGCGUGCGCUCGCCGGCUAGUCCGAUACACCUAAUACGCGCAUACAAGCACGGAUACAGAUGCAAUGGGGGUUACGAGACGAAGAGAGGCGGCGGGGUUAACACCGGAGGGAGGAUCGCAAACUCUAACGAGGAAGCGAGGAAACGAGAAAGCGAGGAAGUGAGCGGGGCGAGCGUAAGCGAGAUGGGAUAACAGUUGGAAACGUGAAUGGGGAAGAGUGGAAUAGAGACAGCGAGCUGCGACAGUCGAUGGACAAAGAAGCGAGGAUUCGCGAGGAUCCUUGCGCGGUAUGAGGUUUGCAUGCCUAGCAGACGGCUCCUCAGUAUCGUCCUACGUUCCGCUCGCGACGUGACCCUUCAACUUGCUGUCCUGAUCCGCGCGCCGUCCAAACUUGUCUGAUGCGCAUCCGUUUAUCUCGUUUAUACCGGCGUUACCAUUGUUGCACGCGCGACUGUUGCUCGUUGCUCUUUUUUUUUUUUUUUCCCUCCCCCUCUCGUUUUCACGCACGUUCAGUGAUACGAUUCCAAGGAGGGCGAAAGUAUUACGUUUGUUUCGUCCCGUCACGGGUGAUGAGUGCCGUUUGUCGUAUCCUUGAACCGUUUCCAUCGGUAGGAAUAUCAACAAAGUGAUCGAAGGAGAGUGACACGGAAGAGGGAAAUAUAUUGGAUGUUGCGCACGUACGUACUUAUGUAUACUCUUGAUUGAUGAUAAAUCCAUUCGGCGUUGAUUCCGUUUGUUGUCGUAUUACGUCGCGUGUAAUGAUAAACGUGCAAGAUUGUGCUUUCACAAUUUUCGAAUAAAUAAUAAGAAACGUGCGAUGUUGAUGAAUGAAAUUAUACGAUACUUUUUCCUGUUUUAUCAUCCUCUUUCUUUUACAUAUAUAUAUAUAUAUAUAUUUUUUUUUUUAAGUAUAUAUUAUAGUAUGUAUAGGAUAAGAUAGCUCGUUAAUGUUUUACGGUGUUGUUUAUGUUUUUACGCUUCUGAAUUUAGAAAGUACGAAGUGAUAUAUAAUUUAGACGGUGAUAACAAGUGAUAAGUACAAUCGUAGCAAACUAUUACUGACCAUACCUGAUAUACGAAUAGAUUGUUCUAUAAUUUAUGUAUGUACAGCAGAUGUAUUUGUAUAGAUGAUAUCAAGAUUGUUUUAUCGAAUUUCAGCGUUUGUCUAUUAUCAAUUUCAUUUUUAUUCUUAUUCGUCGUACUUUGUGACCGAUUUUAUCGUCUCGUAGAACGUUUUACCAAUCGUUUCUACAUACUUUCUUCGAUCGUAUCCUUCAAUCGAGCCAUUCGUAGAUCCAAGCCCGGUCCAAUCUUAGUUUUGCGAGAGCAAUAACGAAUAUUAUAUGUAUACAAUACAAUGUAUAUAUAUCAUUGCAGAUGUUAUGUAUAUUAUAAGGAACGUAAAAUUGAAAAAAAAAAAAUACAUAGCGGUCAAAAAAAAAAAAAAGAAAAAAAAUAGUGCGGUAUGUUCCUCGAUUGUGAAACGCACAAAAACUCUUAUUUUUUGGAAUUCGAACGCAUCAUUGAUAUUGAAGAACGUUGAAUGCGUAUUUAAAAAAAAAUGUACCGCUAAAUUAUAAAAAAAAAAAUAUACGAUAUUGAUAGUAUAAAAAAAAAGAUUAACGGAUUAAAAA